CCGCAUACGCACUUUUUUUAUUUGACAUCAUUUGGCAGGCUGUCAGGUUGUCAUAUUCGUGUAACCGUGCUUGAGGAAAAUGCUUUUGUUUGACUGUUUCGUGUGUAUGACGCCUUAAGUUGCCGUCUUCAUAGGAAUAUUCGCUACGCAGUGCAUCAUGACCAACUCUCUAUCGAAAUUGAUAGAAAAGUUCGCGGAAACGCAUGGCUUUCCACGAGAGCGACUUUCAAGAGGCAUUGCUGCAGGAAUACUUGCCGCUUAUUUACUUCGUGUCGGGUAUCCGCUUUUCACUCAUGCGGCUAAUUUACUUAAAAAGCGAGCCCAGGAUGCACAGGAUCGGAUUUCGACCACAAGUCCAGAUAAGAAGAAAAAGCUCAAAAACGUCGACAGCUUGUCUGACUUGCAAGCAGUGGCUGUCACCCCGGACGGACCUUUGGCAAGCCUUCGAAAUUUCCCAGCUUUCAACCGCACAUUUUUAGUGCAGUUGUUGAAACUGUUGGGCAUUAUGAUCCCUGGCGUACGUACAAUCGAAGUUGGUCUUCUCAUCCUCCAUACAGUGUCUCUUAUUUCACGGACGUUCCUCUCUAUCUACGUGGCCCGUCUUGAAGGGCAGGUAGUAAAGUUCAUCGUACGCAAAGACAUGUCUCGCUUCGCGCUUCAGUUAUCCAAGUGGCUCCUGGUAGCCAUUCCAGCUACGUUUAUAAACAGCCUCAUCCGCUUCCUCGAAAGCCAGCUGGCACUGGCAUUUCGAACACGAUUGGUGCGGUACGCCUACGGUCUAUACUUCAAAAACCAGACUUAUUACCGGGUGAGCAACCUAGACAGCAGACUAGAGAACGCCGAUCACUGUUUGACUGAAGACAUUACGACGUUUAGUCAGUCUGUAGCACACCUGUACUCACAUAUCACGAAGCCCUUGUUAGAUAUAACUGUUAUUACGUUCACGUUAUUCCGCAUGGCGCACGAAAUGGGAGCGUACGGUGUUCCUGGACCAGCGGUCGCCUUCUGUGCUGUUUGUGUGACAGCGUUGAUCUUGAGAAAAAUGACACCAAAGUUUGGCAAAAUGGUGGCCGAAGAAGCCCGACGGAAAGGCUACCUCAGGUUCAUCCACUCCAGGCUUAUCGCCAAUGCGGAAGAAAUUGCAUUCUACGGUGGUCACAAGGUUGAACUGAGCCUUCUGCAGCGCAGUUACAGAGCGCUAGCAAGGCAAAUGAACCACAUCUUCAAUCAGCGCCUUUGGUACAUUAUGCUGGAGCAAUUUCUUAUGAAGUACAUGUGGAGUGCCACAGGCAUGGUGAUGAUUUCACUGCCCAUUAUGACUGGCAUCACUCCACGCUUUGAUGAAGAGGAUGAGGACUUGUCUGAAGGUGAUGACGGCGUGAGCACUAGAACACAAUUUAUUACAACAGCAAAAAAUAUUCUGAUUGCUGGAGGAGAUGCUACAGAACGUCUGAUGUCAUCUUAUAAAGAGAUAACUGAACUGGCAGGAUACACAGGACGUGUGUCGAAAAUGUUGUCUGUGUUUGAGGAUGUGAGUGAGUCACGCUACAGACGUGCUUUGGCCACCACAGAAGUGUCCGUCAAGAGGGCAUUUGCUAUGAAAGAUAUUUCGUUUAAGGAUGGUAUGCCACUCAUCCGAGGUACUGUGGUAGAUAGGAAUGGUGUCAUCGUACUGGAAAAUGUGCCCAUCAUCACCCCCAAUUGUGACGUGGUGGUACCCAGCCUAACUUUUACCAUGACUCAAGAUAUGCAUCUUCUCAUCACUGGGCCUAAUGGAUGUGGUAAGAGCUCUCUGUUCCGUAUCCUGAGUGGGCUGUGGCCGCUAUAUAGUGGAAAGUUGCAGCGGCCUCCUAGCAAGCAGAUGUUCUACAUACCGCAAAGGCCAUAUAUGCCACUGGGUACACUCCGUGACCAGGUAAUCUAUCCUGACACCGUUGAGGACAUGCACAGGAAGGGAUAUGGAGACCACGACCUUGAAGGCAUACUCAACAUCGUCCAUCUACAGCACAUUAUUACCAGGGAAGGAGGAUGGAAUGCUGUUGGCGACUGGAAGGACAUACUCUCAGGUGGAGAGAAGCAGAGAAUGGGCAUGGCCAGGCUCUUCUAUCACAGGCCCCAGUUUGCUCUCCUUGAUGAGUGUACAAGUGCUGUGUCCAUAGACGUGGAGAGCCAGAUGUAUCAGGCUGCCAAGGAUUACAACAUCUCAUUGCUCACAAUCACACACAGACCAUCAUUAUGGAAGUUCCAUAGCCACCUGCUACAAUUUGAUGGUGAAGGUGGCUGGCGCCUUGAGCCACUGGACACCUCCACCCGGCUCUCUCUCAGGGAGGAGAAGGAGAAUCUUGAAGCUCAACUAACAGGAGUCCCUAGAAUGGAGGAGCGCCUGCGGGAGCUCUGCUCUGUUCUGGGAGAAGACUGUGUACUCCUCUCGGGAUGCCUGAUCAACCGUGCCUCAGCCAAAAGAGAAGAAUUGGCUGCUGCUGAGGGACUUUCUGACUGAGAUGAUGAAAUAGUCAUGUCAAAGGAUUGAGAUAUGUUUUUAGGUUUGGUACUGCUCUGUCUGUUCCUUAUGUCCUUGGAGUCCUUAGAAAAGUAAUGAACUGUAAGUAAUUGGUGCAGCAUACAAGGCAAUGGGAUUCAGCUUACACACACAGGCAGCUUGUACUCAAUCUUAUUCUGAAGUAUUGUAUCCAACUGCAUCCGUUUUUAUUGCCUCAAUUGUGACCGUUCCAAGAGAAACAGAAAAUUACCCAUGUUAUAUCCUACUUCAAAACAUAUUUGCAAUUGUGACCAUGCCUCACUAUUUCUUUCCACAUCUGUGAUAAAUUAUAUGCAAGUUUAGGUGAGCUACAGUGACUUGUGUUAUGUGGCACACAUUAUGCUUUGUGGACACAACAGUAAUUCAGGUACAGUCGAUGUCAGUUUUUUUGUUUAUUUUAAGAGAGAAACCAUCGAAUUAUCUAGCAGUCCAAAUAUUUUGUCAGUGGGAAAAAGUCGAUUGCCCCCGAGUCUUUGUUACAAGCAGGCCUAGAAAACUGUCAUGAAAAUUUUCUGGUAUAGUAUAAACCAGAAUUUUAGCUACGAACCAGCUCGAACGAGACUCUCCACUUACUCUCGACACAGCGUGCCACCUGCAGGCAAGGGCAGCGUAGGGACUGCGGGAGAAGCUUGCGGAAUGCAAGUUUCCUGUAGGUGUGGUAUUGGUGUAGUAUUUUCGCAUAGUUAUCGCUCUUAGUAGCUGUGUUUACAUGAAUGUGACAAAAGUGUGUUGUAUAGACUUUUCGCCACAAAUCCUCUUCCACAGUGCCACGUCCACUAAUCCACUGGUCGGGAUAAGUGCGGGGAGCUGCGAUCACUCGAUAUGAUGCACUUCUGCCGCAUUCAUGGAACUGCCGCUAGUGAACAACAGAUAUUUAUCUGAACUGGACUACACUGUGGUUGACUCUACGAACAACUAAUACUCAUGUUGAUGCACAGUGUUUUACGUAUUCUAGCAAAUGAAACUAUGGUGCGGUAGUUGCACACUUUGUUAUUAAGCACAUUGUUAUAUUAAGUCCGAAGAUCCUUUCACAGCAGCCAAUGCUUUGACCAAUUAAGCUUACCCUAAGCAUCUAUCAUUUAAAUUUCAAGCAAAUUUUAACUCUGGAUCAACAGCUAACUUCCCGGUGUUCUUCGCAAACUGCAAAAUUCCUGUUCCGCAUAGCAUGAACAAAUUUGCGUAAGCAACACCAAAAAUAAAAUUCUGUUUACACUACAGAGCAAGGUUUGCAAGCAUUCCAAAAUCCUUAUCACAAAUUGGCGACAACAAGCCUUUUUCCUUUGUUCCACUCAGUUCUUCGUUCCAUGUAAUUUUGUCGUCUGAUGCCAGAUUUGGUGAAUUGUUGCUGUACCGAAGAGUAUUAUAAGAAAUCAAGGUAUGGGCCUUAUGGGCUAACAACCCGUUCUAUUGGUUCUUGGUCAAAAUCGCGAGUAAAAAACCGCGACAGCUAAAACUAUGAGUCUGAAACCUCGAGAUCCAAAAAUUGCGAUACGCAAUGUGAGCAACAAACAAAUAUCGCGACACCAAAAGCCGCCAGUAGAGGAGAACAGCGACAGGCAAAAAAUGCGACAGCUAAAAGCCGCGACUGCAGCCUAUAUACACGUAUAUGCUAUGCUAUGCUAUGCAUUCCAUGCAUAUUGGCGUUCUGUUUCUUUUUUAUUCCUCACCCUUCAAUCUCUCUCUCUAUCUCUCUUCCUUCCUUUUUGUUUGAAGUUUUCGCUCUGGAAUACCGGCAACAGGACCCUAUAUUCCUCUACAGGCGUAUUCGCCUUGAGAUCGAACAGUGUCGCCAUAGUGCGGCUGCUCCUUGAACUGCCCUUAGUGGGGAUGUGCUGCUUCAGCCGGUGCUUGCGCUGUGGUCAUAGUACUCGAAAACCCGCAUGUCUGUCCGUUCGAGUUUUUCAGAUCUCUUCCAAAUGAGUGAAAAUGACUUCGUGGAGACUUUUUUCAGCUUUUCUAGUUCCCUGCACAAGCGUGCUUAGUAAGGAAGAAAAGAAGAAAGAAGAAAACUACAGAACGGGCACGUUCCAGUAUAGGGAUUCCACUGGGCCUUUGUUAUAUUUGUCACUGUGGUUCUGCGCGUCGAACAAAAUAUACCGAAGGCUAAGGUCAAUGUUGAAACUGGGUUUUAAUCACAAGUAUAACAAUGUUACAGUUAUUUAUGGAAUGGUUUCUGUGCUAGCAGUUCGAUUUUACUUCAUAAUGCCCAGUUAUAUUCGACAUGCGCUAAAACACAAGUUGUAUCAAAUGUAUGAAUAUAUCGAACGCGUGAAAUAUAUGAAUAUAUGCAUGA
Messenger RNA from Ornithodoros turicata, 4832 nucleotides. It is a transcript of the gene ABCD, whose product is annotated as ATP-binding cassette sub-family D member 1-like. The coding region runs from base 158 to 2500 and encodes 780 amino acids. Gene Ontology annotation, biological process: peroxisome organization; long-chain fatty acid import into peroxisome; very long-chain fatty acid catabolic process. The transcript has 10 exons. NCBI's taxonomy places the organism in Eukaryota, Metazoa, Arthropoda, Arachnida, Ixodida, Argasidae. Gene Ontology annotation, molecular function: ATP binding; ABC-type transporter activity; long-chain fatty acid transmembrane transporter activity. Gene Ontology annotation, cellular component: peroxisomal membrane. The record is from RefSeq and is a predicted model, not a curated record.